This is a messenger RNA of Acanthisitta chloris (rifleman), 1001 nucleotides long. RefSeq lists its product as uncharacterized. NCBI's taxonomy places the organism in Eukaryota, Metazoa, Chordata, Aves, Passeriformes, Acanthisittidae. The record is from RefSeq and is a predicted model, not a curated record. The annotation marks the transcript as partial. Gene Ontology annotation, biological process: neurotransmitter transport; synaptic vesicle exocytosis; regulation of neurotransmitter secretion. The transcript is spliced from 5 exons. Gene Ontology annotation, cellular component: terminal bouton; SNARE complex. Gene Ontology annotation, molecular function: syntaxin binding.
GGGCUACCAAAGACAUGGGGAAGAUGCUGGGUGGGGAUGAGGAGAAAGACCCAGAUGCUGCCAAGAAAGAAGAGGAACGACAGGAAGCCCUCAGGCAACAAGAGGAAGAGAGGAAAGCCAAAUAUGCCAAGAUGGAGGCUGAAAGAGAAGUUAUGAGACAAGGGAUUCGAGACAAGGUAGGUACAGGAGACACAAUCAAUGCAUAUGACAUGAAAAUUUUAAAAAGUCAUUCACAGCCAAAGAUGAUGACAGAUAACAGCACUGACAUGAAAAGAGGAAACUUAGACAAUAAUGACAAAAGGCAGGGCAGAAAUUACAUCAGCCCAUUACAGGAUGAGACUGGUCGCCUUACAAAGAGGGACAUAGACAAGGUGGAGAUGUUUAAUGCCUUCUUUGUCUCUAUCAACAUUGAUGUCAGACUAAGGGGGUCCCAGAGCUGUGAGCUGGAGGACCACAGAAGUGACAAUGACAAACUCCAAGUUGACCGUAAUGUUGUCCCAGUUGACUGGAAGCUGGCUAACAUUAUCCCAGUUUUCAAAAACAGGAAGAAGGAUGACCCUGGUAACUACAGGCCUGUUGGUCUCACCUCAGUGCCUGGUAAACUUAUGGAGAAGAUUAUUCUGGAAGGCUGGUGGCUGGUCACUAGUGGAAUUCGACAGGGCUUCAUCAUAGGCCGAGUGCUCUUCAACAUCUUUAUAAAUGACUUGGACAUGGGAUUUGAAGGGAUACAAAGCAAGUUUGCCAAUGAUACAAAAUUGGAAGAAGCUGUUGACUUCCUCAAAGGCAGAGAGGCCUUGCUGAGAGACCUUGAUAAAUUUAGAGAUGUGGACAAUCACCAAUCAUAUGAAGUUCAACUAAGGCAUGUGCUGGACUCUAUACCUGGAAUGGGGCAACCCCUAUACAGACUGGGGAAUGAGGUGCUGGAAAGUAGUGUUGUAAAAAGGGACCCAGGGGUCCUGGUCAAUAGCAGUUUGAAUAUGUACGAACAGUGCACCCUGUGA